GUAAAAAGGCCAAAAACCAACUUGCACACCACAUUCGGUCACUGAACCGAACCCCCGCAUCAAAAUGCUUGAACGCCUCUAAAAGCGAAAGGAACAAAUCCCACUACCUGCUCGACGAAACUCCCCAGUCAAAGAUCAGCAAUGGAGUCGAGCAUCUUAGAAUCAAUCGGCCAAGAAAUCAUCGGCGUGAUGUCCCCAGUCUCUCUUUGCAUGCUCUUAGUGGUCCUUCUGGUUUACGCCCUCUCACCUUCCAACCCCUUUUCCUCUUCCUCUCCCGCUCCCAUCCGUACAGCUGCAAAUCUCGUUUACCUCGAAGACCCAUCUGAUACCGCUGCUCAGAAGCUCGAGGGAGCGUUGCUCAAUGCCUUGGUCUUCGUUAUCCUCAUCGCUAUAGUUACGUUUGUUCUGGUGCUGCUUUAUUACUAUAACUUCACCAAUUUUUUGAAGAAUUACAUGCGAUUCUCGGCUUUUUUUGUACUCGGUACGAUGGGUGGUUCAAUCUUUUUGUCGAUAAUCCAGCAUUUCUCAAUUCCAAUUGACUCAAUUACAUGCUUUCUGCUGCUUUUCAUUUUUACCGUUGUUGGGGUGUUAUCCGUGUUUUCUGGUGGGAUGCCGAUUGUUUUGAGGCAAGGGUAUAUGGUAUCGCUGGGGAUUGUGGCAACAUGGUUUACCAAAUUGCCAGAAUGGACUACAUGGGCUUUGCUUGUUGCAUUGGCUUUGUAUGAUUUGGUGGCAGUUUUGGCUCCUGGUGGCCCCCUUAAGUUGUUGGUGGAGUUGGCCUCAAGCCGAGAUGAGGAGUUGCCUGCUUUGGUAUAUGAAGCUCGGCCAACAGUUUCACGCAAUGAGGGAAAUCAGCGAUCAAGUUUGGGGCUUCUUGUUGGUGGAGUUUCAGAUUCUGGGUCAGUUGAGUUGCAGGCGGUGUAAAAUAGUAAUGACUGUAGAGAUGGAAGUGAAAAUGUUUGCAGUUCUGAGUAUGCUGCUAUCCAGGUUAGAAGAUCAGAAAAUGUUGAAGGCGAAAGGUCCCCAUUGGUUGGUCAUUUGAGAGAAAGGUAUUCAUCAGAUACUAACUCAUCAGAGUAUUCUACUGUGGUUCGCAAUAGAGAAUCUGAGAUUGUUGUGGAUGAGGAAAUGUCUCCUCUUGUUGACUUGUUGGGGAUGGACAAUGAGAGAGAGCAGGCAAGGAGGGAUGGUACAGAGGAUUCAGUGAUAGCAAGUAGAGGUAUCAAGCUUGGUCUUGGAGACUUUGUGUUUUAUAGUGUUCUGGUAGGCAGGGCUGCCAUGUAUGAUCUAAUGACUGUAUAUGCAUGUUUAUCUUGCGAUCAUCUCAGGACUGGGUGCACUCUUAUUUUGUUAUCUGUGUGCCGCCGAGCACUGCCUGCCCUCCCAAUAUCCAUUACAUUGGGUGUCAUUUUUUACUUCUUGACUCGAUUGUUAAUGGAACCUUUUGUUGUUGGAACAGCAACAAAUUUAAUGAUGUUUUAACAAUCUGAUUCUGUUAUAUGGCAAGGGGAAGAAGAAAAAGGAGGUGCUUAGAAAAA
Theobroma umbraticum is the source of this 1538-nucleotide messenger RNA. Its product is annotated as Presenilin-1. Gene Ontology annotation, molecular function: aspartic endopeptidase activity, intramembrane cleaving. Gene Ontology annotation, cellular component: gamma-secretase complex; membrane. Gene Ontology annotation, biological process: protein processing; membrane protein ectodomain proteolysis. Lineage: Eukaryota; Viridiplantae; Streptophyta; Magnoliopsida; Malvales; Malvaceae. The record is from RefSeq and is a predicted model, not a curated record.